This is a messenger RNA of Globicephala melas (long-finned pilot whale), 3595 nucleotides long. NCBI's taxonomy places the organism in Eukaryota, Metazoa, Chordata, Mammalia, Artiodactyla, Delphinidae. The record is from RefSeq and is a predicted model, not a curated record.
AGUUUAAAAGUGCUAAGAAGCAAAAAUAACAGGGAAGAUUGAUACAAAAUGUUUAGUGGUUUUGAAAUUUUAUAUAGGAUGAUCAGGAAAGGCCUCAUUGAGAAAGUGACUUUUAAAUAAAGAUCUGAAAGAAGUAGGAGAGCUAGCUAUGUCAACACAUGAGGGAAGUGUGUGCUGGGCAGAGGAAAUAGCAAAUGCAAAGGUUUGAGGCAGAACUGUGGUUUCUCUGUUCUAGGUCUGUGAUACAGGAGCGGGAGAAGGAGGGAAAGUAGACCAGGAAAUGAAGUGAGAAGAGAUGAGCGAGUGAUGAUCCCUCCUCUUCAGCUAGAAAAAUGACGAUGUUCAGGAACUUAAAACUUCUUCUCUGGAAGAAUUUCAUUUUAAAGUCUCUACGUGGAGCCAAAAAGAUCUUUAAAAGAUCUGUGGGAUCUGGCCAGUCUCCCGAUUCAGCCCCUUCAGUGACUUCCGUUGCACUGGCAGUCAACCAGACCCUUCCCCAGUCUUGCUGGCUUCCUCUCUUCCUUGGGCUCCCAUACUGGUGGUGUUGCCACCUUUCAAUUCCCGGAAUCUGUUCCACCUCCGUGAAGGCAGAAGACUAUGUGUGUUUUGUUCAUACACUGUGCCUGGCACACAGCACAGGCAUCCAAUGGAGGAACAUGGGCAGUAUAGGAGGAGAGUUUAACUUCACUCAGGUGCUGCUGAUGCUACUGCUGGACUCUUAAAUGGCUUGGUGGCCUGGUAUGUGGAGUCUGUCUUCCCAGGGGCUGUAUGGUACACCCAAACCUUGGUACUUCUUUCUCAUGCCCUCCUACUGGUGUGGAGAACCUAUAUCCUUUACGAAUUCAGUGCUGGAGUUGGGGGAUCCUCAGAAAGCUCUGAAAAGCAAGUUCAUUCAGGAAGAGCCUACUGAUUUGAUAAAAGGAAUUGAAAUCCAACAUCUAUACAAGCUGAAAGACUUGUUGCGCCAGAAGUGCCCUGAAGAAAUCAAUUGUGUGCUGCACAUCCUCAGUCUGGAGGACAAACGGGACUCCCGGAGCAGGUUCCUGAGUGGGGGAAUGAGGCACAAGCUCUCCAUUGGCAUCGCCCUCAUCGGCAUCACCCUCAUCGCAGGCUCCAAGGUGCUGAUGCUGGAUGAGCCAACCUCAGGCGUUGACGCCAUCUCCAGGAGGGCCAUCUGGGACCUUCCUCAGCAGCACAAAAGUGACCGCACCAUCCUGCUGACCACCCACUUCAUGGAUGAGGCCAACCUGCUGGGGGACCGCAUCGCCAUCAUGGCCAAGGGGGAGCUGCAGUGCUGCAGGUCAUCUCUGUUCCUGAAGCAGAAAUAUGUAGAGCCAUUCCUCCUGAAAAAGUUAGAGGAGGAGCCCGAGGUCUUUGAUCAGAACUACCUAGUGGCAGCUUCCUUUGAAGACGUGGGGAACCACACCAUAGUGACAGCGCUGUUCAACAACCAGGCAUACCAUUCCACUGCCCUGGCGCUGGCACUGGUGGACAAUGUCCCCUUCAAGUUGCUUUCUGUCAAAGAGAGAUGCAUCAAGACCAAGCAGGUCCAGUUCAUCAGUGGCGUUUAUGUGACUACUUUCUGGCUCUCCGCUCUGCUGUGGGACCUCAUCUCCUUCCUCAUCCCCACUCUGCUGCUGCUGUCACAAGUGAAAAAGGUGAGGCAGUGGAUCGGCUACUCUCCCCAGUUUGAUGUCCUGCUGGACCACAUGACGGACAAGGAGACACUGGUCAUGUACGCCCAGCUCCGGGGCAUCCCCAAGCUCCACAUCAGUGCCUGUGUGGACCAAAUUCUUGAUGAUUUACUCAUGUACACGUACGCCGACAACCUGGUGAAGACCUACAGCGGUGGCAACAAGCGGAAGCUGAGCACCGGCACUGCCUUGCUUGGAGAGCCCACAGUCAUCUUCCUGGACGAGCCGUCCACUGGCAUGGACCCCGUGGCCCGGAGCUUGCUCUGGGGCACCGUUGCGAGGGCCUGCAAGUCUGGCAAGGCCAUUGUCAUCACCUCCCACAGCAUGGAGGACUGUGAGGCCUUGUGCACCUGGCUGGCCAUCAUGGUGCAGGGUCAGUUCAAGUGCCUGGGCAGCCCACAGCACCUCAAGAGCAAGUUUGGCAGUGGCUACUCCCUACGGGCCAAGAUCUGGAGCGACAGGCAGCAGGAGGCCCUGGAAGAGUUCAAGGCAUUCGUGGACCUGACCUUCCCAGGUGUUUGGCAUUUUGGAGCAAGCCAAGAAAAAGUACAUGUUGGAAGACUACUCAGUCAACCAGAUCUCUCUGGAGGACAUCUUCCUGAGCUUCACCUGCCCUGUGCCCCCCAACCAAGGGGAAAACAAACAAGCGAAGGCAGAACCUGCAGGCCCCUUGUUACCCUUUCCACCUCUCUCUCCACCUUCUUCCCAGCCUCCCUCCCUGCCUCCCUCCCAACCUCCCUCCCAGCCUCCCUCUCCACCUCUCACUCCACCUCCCACUCCAUCUUCCUCCCAGCCUUUCUCCCAGCUUUCCUCCCAGCCUCCCUCCUGGCCUCCCACUCCACCUCCCUUCAGGUCUUCCUCCUGGUCUUCCUCCUGGCCUCCCUCCCAGCCUCCCUCACCACUUCCCUCAAAGGCUGUCUUGCUGUAAUAAAGAGUUCCCAGUGCCAGGUUAGCCCAGGUGCACACAGCCUGCCAUGGGCUGCAAGGGUUACAGAGGCAACUUGAGGACCCAGUGAGCUCAGCUUGAGGGUGGAGGGGUGGGGGCAGCUCUCUACCAGAUUUAGGCCACUCACCUUAGAGGCCUGAUGGAGGACCCAGGUGCAUUUCUGUGGAAAAGGAUCCCCUCAAGUCCCACCUGGGUGGCUUUCAGCCUCACUGAGACCUGGCCAUAGAAGCAGCCUCAGAGGAACAACACCUGCCAUGUCCUGUCAGGAGUAUGGAGGCCUGGGGGUGACCAUGGUUGUAAUGAUGCCGUACUUCUGAAGGUAGGAGGAGAGAAGAGAUUGACAAGUUUGCAAACUUAAAGCACCAUUUUUCAAUAUUUGGAUUUGUGGGGCUCCAUUUGUUCUCUGCCCUGGCCCACGCGAAUGUUAGGGGUGAGCCUGUAUAUGGCCCUCCGUCAACCCAUGACAUGGACAUGAUUAUUAUCCCAUUGCCCAGAAGAGUAAGCUGAGACUUAAGAGAUAUCCGGCAACUUUCCAUGGUCAACAGAUGGUAGAGCCAGGAUUCAACUCAGGCAGAAGUUCUCAAAGUGGAGUCUGACCAGAAGCAUCCACAUCAUCCAGAAACUUGUUAGAAAUGCAGAUUCUUAGGCCCCACCCCAAACCCAUUGAAUCAGAAGUCUGGGGGGUGAGGACCAGCAAUCUGUGUUAACAGGUGCUUCUGAUGCAGCUCAGGCAUGAGAAGAACUAAGCUAAGCCUGUGAGCUCAGACCAUCCGGCCUGAGCGCAGAUGGGUGUGGCCGUGUACCUUUGUCACGAGGGCUCUCCUCCGAGAAGUGCCCUGCCCAAUAGCCUUUCUCCCUGCAGCAUGGUCACACCCGCCCCUCUACAAAGCCCCAUUCGGCUUCUCCUUUGCAGGUAGUUCUCUCCCUCCCUUCUCAGCUCAGCUCUGGGAAAGUG